AUGGAGACGUACCACGGCCACGUCCGGUCACCGCAAGAUGCCAUCAUUCUCUUCGAGGCGUGCCGCAUGGGCGUUCUCCCCCGCGUCCAACGGAGACUGUCGGAGAAGGAGAGGCAGCAGAUUAAAUCAGGGUCAGUGUUUGUCUGGGACGAGCGGGAAGCUGGGAUGCGCAGGUGGACGGACGGGAAGUCGUGGAGCGCGAGCAGAGUUUCUGGCAGCUUCCUAACGUACCGGGAGAUGGAGGGCAAGAGAGGAGGCAACGGUAUCGCUCAGCCAGCACAACCCGCCAAAAAGUCUACGCCGAAGUCAGAGUCCGGCUCGAAGAACGGCGAGUCUGACGAAGACGGGCCCGACGGGUACCGCUACAAGCCGGACGGCCUCAUGAAGCAGUCGUUCAGCAUUACCACGCAGACUGGACAGCACUUGCACCUCAUCAGCUACUACGCACGGUCAUCGGCCAACGCAUCGCCCCUUCAACAACCCACUCAAGACCCAGCACUACGUCACAUCAGGCCACAGAAGGGCAUGUACCCGGAUUCCAGCGUCACCGAGAACCAAAAUGUCCCGGCUGUUACCCGCGGCCCUAUGGCCGGCUCAGUGUCACCGUAUGCUCCAGCAUUGCAACAGAUGAGCUCUUCGUACGGCCAUCCAGGCGCUUCUCCGCAUGGGUACGGACCGCCGCCCGGACAAAGCUGGCCACCAACGCCGCUUGGAACGCCACCGGCCUACUACGGCCAACCGGUCUAUUAUGUGCAACAAGGCCGCCAGUUUGUACAGUAUCCUAACCACAGUUAUCCGCCGAACAUGUAUCCACCCGCGCCUCCCACCGUCUUCGACCGCGUGCCCCCUCCGCUAGCCCACCCAAACUUUCCUCCUCCUCCAGCGCAUCUGACACACUACUCCGCACAACAAUCGCCCUACGCGCACAACCCUCCGUCGCACGCAGAACAUGCUGCGCAUAUUGCACGUCAAGCGGCGGCUUACCAGCAGUCGAUCAACCCAGGCCCCAAUACCUCAGCUCCCGGGCCACAACUCCCGCCACCUAGCGGCGUGACGGCAGCAGUAGCACAGCAAGAAAACGUACCUCCGCUUGCAGCAUCUCAGGCGCAUUCCGCAUCUGAGUCUCUCCCGCUUCCUGACCGCACAGCCCCGAUCAACACCAAUGUAGCAGCAGCAGCAGCAGCAGCAGCAAAUCCUUCUCCAACAGCCAAAGUGGUCCCCCGAAUCGACGCACUCAUCAACAGUGCGCCGGAGUCUGGACCCGAAAGCGCGCAGAGCGACAGUCGCGCUGGGAGCAGGAGUCCAGGCAGCAUGGCGCAACGCGGGGCGAAGGAUAUUCCGGGUGAUCGGAUGGGAUUUGCUGGGAAGGAUCAGAGUAUGCUUAGGAGAUUGGACAAGAGCUUUGCAGUUUGA
Messenger RNA from Coniosporium apollinis CBS 100218, 1413 nucleotides. RefSeq lists its product as uncharacterized. Bases 1 to 1413 code for a protein of 470 amino acids. Gene Ontology annotation, molecular function: DNA binding. The record is from RefSeq and is a predicted model, not a curated record. The transcript has a single exon. NCBI's taxonomy places the organism in Eukaryota, Fungi, Ascomycota, Dothideomycetes.